Messenger RNA from Mauremys mutica (yellowpond turtle), 1296 nucleotides. RefSeq names its product RAB9A, member RAS oncogene family (gene RAB9A). Lineage: Eukaryota; Metazoa; Chordata; Testudines; Geoemydidae. The transcript has 3 exons. Gene Ontology annotation, molecular function: GTP binding; GTPase activity. The record is from RefSeq and is a predicted model, not a curated record. Gene Ontology annotation, biological process: retrograde transport, endosome to Golgi; Rab protein signal transduction. The coding region runs from base 193 to 798 and encodes 201 amino acids. Gene Ontology annotation, cellular component: late endosome; phagocytic vesicle; lysosome.
GACCUAGAGGCACCGCCUCCCCCGCCGCCAUGUUGUUUCUACCUCCCCUCCCAGCUGGUGGCUGCAGCGGCGGGACGGGAGCUGCGCAGCCCUGGCUCCGACAGCAGCGGCGCCUCCCCCGGCAGAUGCUGAAUGAUGAUUUAAACUGAACAAUCAAGGACUCAGAAAUCAGGAGGAUCCAUUUCCAUAACAAUGGCAACAAAAUCAUCUCUACUUAAAGUAAUACUCUUAGGUGACGGUGGAGUCGGGAAGAGUUCACUUAUGAACAGAUAUGUCACUAACAAGUUUGAUACACAGUUGUUCCACACAAUAGGCGUGGAGUUCUUAAAUAAAGAUUUGGAAGUGGAUGGACACUUUGUUACAAUGCAGAUAUGGGACACAGCAGGUCAAGAACGGUUCAGGAGCUUACGGACUCCUUUCUAUAGAGGUUCUGACUGUUGCCUUCUAACUUUCAGUGUAGAUGACUCUCAAAGCUUCCAAAACUUGGGUAACUGGAAAAAAGAAUUCAUUUACUAUGCAGAUGUGAAAGAGCCUGAAAGUUUUCCUUUUGUGAUAUUGGGUAACAAAGUUGACAUAAAUGAAAGGCAAGUGUCUACAGAAGAAGCCCAGGCCUGGUGCAGGAACAACGGCAACCAUCCCUAUUUUGAGACUAGUGCAAAAGAUGCCACUAAUGUUGCAGCAGCCUUUGAGGAAGCUGUUCGAAGAGUUCUUGCUACUGAAGAUAGAGCAGAUCACUUGAUUCAGACAGAUACAAUAAAUCUUCACCGGAAGCCCAAACCCAGUUCAUCUUGCUGUUGACUGUUAGAUUUUUUUUGCCAAUAAAGUUCUGACAAACUUACUCUAAAAAUGAGAAAAGGAGUAAUAGCUCAAAUAUAAGUGGGUUCCACUCUAAUAUUAUUAAAAUGUAACAUUCUGCUGCUUUACUGGGGAGUGGGGGAGGCUUCCAUUCAGUGAGUGACUUGUUUCUGAAUUAGUGGCAUCUUCUGUUUAGAAAGAUGUCAGCUAAAAAUGUUCAUUUAAUAUAAACGUGUAAUUUGCAAAGCUAACAAAUCAAAUGAUAAAUACUUUAAAUGUAAUUCAGAGAAACUUGAAAGUUCUAGAAGCACUACUUUUGGGUUUUUUUUCCUGUAAUUCAAUGCAAGGAACAAAUUUUGUAUGUAUGUGUAUAUUUUUAUGAAAUUAGCAUUCCAUUUUUGGUUCACUAAAACCCAUUUCAUAACAUAAUAAUGCUAAAUAUUAAAGAACUUCAGUCUCAUUACAUUCCUUUUGAUCUGAGUGGUACUUCAUCUGAUUUUU